UUCAAAACAAUUGAAAAUUUAUGAAAUAUUAAUUUAAUUUUGCGGUAAAAAAGACGAAGUAAAGCCGGCGAUAGGGGAACUCGCAGGGAAAGAGAAGGGGAUUGAAACGGCGUGGGGGAGAGAACAUGGAACACGACGACGUUGAUAUGGGCGGUGCAGACAACAAUGAAGCUGAAUUGGAUGACAUGAAGAAACGCUUGAAGGAAAUGGAAGACGAAGCUGAUGCUUUGCGCGAGAUGCAGGCCAAAGUGGAAAAGGAGAUGGGAUCUGUACAAGAUCCUGCUACUGGUGCUGCAAGUCAGAACAAUAGAGAGGAAGUAGAUUCUCGAUCAGUCUUUGUAGGCAAUGUGGAUUAUUCAUGCACUCCCGAAGAAGUGCAGCAGCACUUCCAAUCAUGUGGAACAGUAAACCGAGUCACCAUCCGCACUGAUAAGUUUGGCCAACCAAAGGGUUAUGCUUACGUGGAGUUUCUUGAAGUAGAGGCUGUUCAAGAGGCUCUUUUACUGAAUGAAUCUGAACUACAUGGGCGUCAAUUGAAGGUAACUGCCAAGAGGACCAACAUACCGGGGAUGAAGCAAUACCGUCCCCGCCGGCCUAAUCCUCACAUGGGGUUUCAAGGCAGAAACCCAUAUGCACCUCCCUUUGCCUUUGCUCCAUAUGGAUAUGGAAAGGUUCCAAGGUUCAGAAUGGCAAUGCGAUACAGCCCCUACUAUUGAAUGUCAUUUCCAUUCUGCCGAAACAGAUCUAUUGAAUACUGGGUGGAAGGAGAUGACAUCCUUCUCCCACAUAUGGUGUCAUGGCUGAUGUUUUGGCCAGUCUAGCCGCAUAGACUAAGGUGGUUGAUUCUAUGAGGAUUGAACACUGAUUUAGCAGCAAACCUUGUAAUUUUAUGGUGUUUUCUUUUGCUUUGCUUUGGUAUUUGUUACAUAUUCAAAUGUUCUUUGUAGAAGUAUCUUCUUAAAAAUGGUUAAUAUAUGGGGUUUUCAGUUGCC
Abrus precatorius (Indian licorice) is the source of this 992-nucleotide messenger RNA. RefSeq names its product polyadenylate-binding protein 2-like. NCBI's taxonomy places the organism in Eukaryota, Viridiplantae, Streptophyta, Magnoliopsida, Fabales, Fabaceae. Gene Ontology annotation, molecular function: RNA binding. The transcript is spliced from 6 exons. Bases 126 to 716 code for a protein of 196 amino acids. The record is from RefSeq and is a predicted model, not a curated record.